Messenger RNA from Lactuca saligna, 1603 nucleotides. Lineage: Eukaryota; Viridiplantae; Streptophyta; Magnoliopsida; Asterales; Asteraceae. The record is from the annotation of a GenBank genome assembly.
AUGGUUCCACGAUUUUCAUCUCGUAAAGUUGUUCUUCAAGUAAUGGAGGGCUCACUCCCAGUUAGAGAAUACCUCAUCGACAUGGGAGCAGACAUGGAUGACAAAUCAAGCGGAAGAACACCAACAGAUGAUCAAUUCUUCCUCUUAUAUUUCAUCAUGGGCACCUAUUUUGGCCCUGAUCUCAAGGGAGAAUCACACAAAUCUGUUUUCCAAAGACGUGCAGAGGGUCUUCCACCAUAUCCUCCACAAAAACUAGCAGGUUCUUGCAUGAAAACAGUUGAAGUAGAAAGAAUCUACUACUAUGUACUCAGAAAAGCCGAUCAAUCUGUCACAUUAAAACUACCAUUGCUGCAAGAAUUCUUUCACGGGAGGAAUCAUCUCUCAACCUCCUCCAGAACCCCAUCUCCACCUUUCCCACAGUUUGAUGAUCUUUUUCCCCCCGAAUUACAUCCACAUUCAAUCAUCAAAGGUCAGUAUGAAGCCAUUAACAACAUUGUAUUCAUUAGUGACCCCAAAAUCCUUUACAUUGGGCAAGAGUAUCUUGAAAGGUUCAAAAGGUUGACUAGACUAGAAGAUGUCUGUUUGGAUAGAGAUGAUGCUAGGCGUCAUACAACCGUUGAUGGGAAAGUUUUAUACAACAUAGAUGUACAAGAAAUCGAAUAUCAUCAAGACUUAAAGAAACCAUCAUCUUCUAGUGGUCAAGAAGAUGAAAAAAUUCCUUCAAGUCCUCUACUGAAGCAAAAAGGUUCUUUCAAUGGUGUAGCUACAAACAAUGGCACAACACCAACACCAUCUAUAUUUGGUUCUGAUGAUUACGUGUCACCUGGAAUGAAAACAAAUUCCUUGGCUGAUCUUGGAUCAGACAUGAUCUUUUUUUCAUCUUAUCCCACUAGGGAAGAAUGGCAUAGAAUCUUGAAUUUUACCAAAAGUGGAUUUGCUUUGAGUGGAAGUGCUACAAUGGGUCGAAUUGGGCCAAGUAUUGGAAGCAUUGACAUUGGGGAAUGUGAAGACUCCUACCUUUUUCGUGUCUCUCUUCCUGGGGUCAAAAGGGAUGAAAGAGAAUUCAGUUGUGAGGUUGAAGAUGAUGGGAAAGUAUUGGUAAGAGGGGUAACAGUAACUGGUGAAAAAAGUGUGUGUAGAUUUGAUCAAAUAUUUGAAAUGCAGACACACAAACUUUGUCCUCCAGGUCACUUUUCAGUUUCAUUUAAGCUUCCAGGUCCUGUUGAUCCUCAACAAUUUUCUGGGAAUUUUGGAACUGAUGGAAUUCUUGAAGGAAUAGUCAUGAAAGCUCGUAGAAAGAUGAAAAGAUGAUUAAGAAUCAAGAAUUAAGAUCUUUCAUUUUGAUGCAUUUACAUACAGGUAUGUUGUUUAUGUAUUGCAUCUUGCUUUGAUGAUGAUGAUGGGGUUAGGUUUUGGUUUUGGUUUUUGCUUUUUUUAAAGGUUGUAUGGGUGUUUAUGAGUAGAUAAUUUGGGAUAAUAUAAACUUGGGAUAUAUAAAAUUAUAUUUUCUGAAUAUAGAAUUAUCUGUGUCUUGAUUUAUUAUUGAAAAAUACACAUUUGUUAAUGAUGAGUCUUGGAACCAUGACAUUGAUUUUGAUUUGGG